This is a messenger RNA of Eptesicus fuscus (big brown bat), 3824 nucleotides long. It is a transcript of the gene ZNF438, whose product is annotated as zinc finger protein 438. The record is from RefSeq and is a predicted model, not a curated record. Bases 1109 to 3502 code for a protein of 797 amino acids. Lineage: Eukaryota; Metazoa; Chordata; Mammalia; Chiroptera; Vespertilionidae. Gene Ontology annotation, biological process: regulation of transcription by RNA polymerase II. Gene Ontology annotation, molecular function: sequence-specific DNA binding; DNA-binding transcription factor activity, RNA polymerase II-specific. The transcript has 8 exons. Gene Ontology annotation, cellular component: nucleus.
GGUUUGCUGUGUUCCCGGGGGUCUUCGCCCCCGUCUGUGGAUGUCCCAGCUGCGGGUCCCACGCUGGCAGGAAAGCUCUCCCGAGCGGCCCCACCCUGGACACCCGGACACGCGAGGCCUCCCAGCGGGCGGCCUUGCAACGAGUCUGCGCCUGCGCCGGGAUCUCCGAGCCGGGGGCGGGGCCCUGAGGAAAGGGGCGUGUCUCUCGCCGGCGCGCUGGGGGCGGAGCCGUGGGGCCCGUGUGGUCCUGUGACCUGCGGGUUGACCUUCCCGAACGCUGGGUCCCGUGACGUCACCUCGCCGUGACGCGCACGCUGUAGGAAAACUAAUGGAAGACUUAGUUGCAUUCAUCUUAUUUGCAUUCUGUUUUGCAAUGGGUACUAUGGUGGUGGUGGAGAGAAAAGGUCACUGGACUGGGAUGGAGCCAAAUCGAUAUCUGUUGAAGAGAUUGUGCAUCACCCAGAGAUCAUAGACUUUGAGCUGAAUUCAAUCUGAUGGACAUUGUUGUCUGCCUGGCCAAGACUUCCUCUAGAUUUUGCUAUUCUGCCCAAUUUUCUCUGCAGGCUGAGUUCAGUCUUCAGAAAAUUUACAUAAAAGCCUAGUAUGUAAGACAGGUGAAAGGGAAUUUUAAGUCAGGAGUGCAGUGCUUUGCUCACUUCUAGCUAUUCUCUGACCCCACAAAGCAACCCAAGACACCUCCAGAGAACCCCUAGCCUCCUAGUUCAUAGUGUGGAGAAGCCCUGCAUUGAACUCUGAUGCUGCCUUCUUGCAGCAGGCCAUCUCUAGGAUCACCUCAGAUCAUGCUCUCCCAGCUCAGCCUGUGCCUUCUUAAUCCUUAGGCACCUAGCUAGCCAAACGUAGUAUGUACAUCCUCCUGUCACAAAGGAGAGGGCUGAUGGCACUCAGAACCAUGAGGAUUAAUUAAAAGAAUUUACCACAUAUCUUAUGACUUUUUACUGGAGCCUUGAGAGAUAGCCCAGACUGGGGAUUCCUGUUGGCCCUGGGUUGGUGGGAGCAACCUCUUGUUGAAAUAGGUGAAAUCACAUGGUGUUUGUCUUAGCGUAAUACCCUCUAUGUCCAUCCAUGUUGUUGCAAAUGGUGAUCAGCCAUGCCUUCUGGAACAAUACAGAGCGGAAAAGGAUUGCAGACCAAGAGUCAGUUUAGGACCAUUGCACCGAAAAUUGUGUCCAAAGUCCUAACUUCCAGAGUGCUGUCGGGCCCUUCGCCAUCGCUCUCUGAUCAGGUGAAUCCAGGCCCCCCCAUCAGCUCUACACCACUGGGGGUGCCUGCCCAAAAUUAUGCUCUGAUGCAGGUUGCUGGCCAGAAGGGGACAUAUUCUCUAGUGGCAUUGCCUCAGGUUGCCUCAAUUCAGCCAGUCCAGAAACCCAGACUGCCCCUGCCUGAAAACCUUAAACUGCCUAUUCCUCGAUACCAACCCCCAAGAAAUAACAAAGGAUCAACAAAGAACCCCAUUCUGAGCUUCUCUGAAAGUGGCUGUAGCAAACCUCCUGCCCAAACCCAAACAUCUCCUUCCCCACCUGGCUGUUCUGAGCCCCUGCCCCAGCCCAGUCCGUCUGAGCCAGUGCUGCCACCAGACCAGGCCCCAGCCAGCGUCAGCCCGGCUGCUCUGACCAGCGGAGGUGGCCCCGGAGACUCUCGACCUCCAGUGACCAGUGACUGUGGAGACCCGAACCUUCCUGAUACCCCAACAUCAUCCGCACCAGAGGAGCCCUCUGCCAGGCAGGGCUUCAUGAAGAUUUCAGGGAAAGAAAACUUUGCAAGCAAAGAAACAUCCAGUAAACCUGCUGCUGUUGCCACUGAAAAACAUAAAGAACAAGCUGACCUUGCAGAAGGCAGAGUCAAGUUAUCACCAACCAUUUGGGGCGGUUCACUCCAGUGGGUUCCCUCAGUCCCCAAAGGUAAACUGCCAGUCUUACCCCCCGUAAGUAUGAAAACAACACAGGUUUAUAAAAGUGAGUCAGAUGCUAACAUUGUAGGCUUUUCUUUGCCCGGGCUCAGGGCACACUGGGAUAAGACACCCACCAUCACCGAAGGCUUUGCUGCAGCCACCAGGAUGGCCGAUAAGGUACCUGGUCCACAGGUGUCAAAGCAGAGUCUCUGUAAAAGUGCCUUUUGUCCAGCUACCAAACUGGAUCUCAACCACAGAACCAAACUGAACGGCGGGGCAACAAAGAGAAAAGGAAGAAAACUAAAGGUGCCAGAUGAAAUCUUGUCAUUUCAGGGGAAAAGGAGGAAAUGUAAAAGAAUAAAAAAUGAUUCCCAGCAAUCCAGGGACCAAAAACCUGGGACUUUGAAAAAAUAUCGUAGCAUUAUGCCUAAACCUGUCAUUGUCCUGCCCGCUGUGACUCCCUUGGCUUCUCCUGUGGCUGUAUUACCUUCCCAAAGGCCCAGCAGCCUAGGACAGGACCGUUUGUUAAAUAAUUCGCUCACUCCUAAAUGUCUCGGCUGUAAGCAGGACGACAGCCCUUCCCCUAAGCCCAGCUCUGCAUUCAGAAAUGGAUUCUCUGGCAUUAAGCAGCCUUGGCACAGAUGUCCUGUCUGUAACCACCACUUCCAGUUCAAACAGCACCUUCGAGACCACAUGAAUACCCACACUAACAGACGGCCUUACAGUUGUCGAAUUUGUCGCAAGGCAUAUGUGCGUCCUGGCAGCCUGAGCGCACACAUGAAACUUCAUCAUGGUGAGAACCGGCUAAAGAAACUCGUGUGCUGUGAAUUUUGUGCAAAAGUGUUUGGUCAUGUCAGAAUCUAUUUCGGCCAUCUGAGAGAAGUGCACAGGGUUGUCAUCAGCACUGAGCCCUCCCCCAGCGAACUGCAGCCAGGGGACGUGCCAAAGAACAGGGACAGGGACGCAAAUGUGCAGAGAGAAAACAAAUCAAGCCUGGACGAAGACCUUCUUCUAAACCAGGCAGACGAAGUCAAAUUACAAAUCAAAUGUGGCCGCUGUCAGAUCACUGCCCAGUCCUUUGCUGAAAUAAAGUUUCAUUUACUUUAUGUUCAUGGAGAGGAAAUUCAGGGCAGGCUGCAAGAGGAGAGCUCCCCAGGAAGCCAAGCAGCUGGCAAAGAACUGGCUCGCCAUGCUGCUCCGUCCUGGAAACAGCAUCCCGAGAGAAGAAAGCUGCUGCAGCACUGUCCCUCUGACGAGGAGGUGCAUGCAGUACCUGCAAUGACACGGCAACCCUACCUGCAUCAGCAGAAUGACAAGGAAAUGCUCACAAAACAUGAAGGAGCCCAGCUGAGACCCAGCAAGCCAGGAGAAGUCCCCCAGGGCCCUGCGUGUCCCAGCCCACACUCGGAUCUCCUUCAGUCCCCUUUCGGCUUUAACUGCAUCCUUUGUGCACAGACGCUUGGAAGGAAGGAAGAACUCCUCCUACACUGGGAACAAGGGCACAAUUGUGAGGACCCUCCAAGGCUCUGGAGGAUUCUACAUGCGCUCUCUAACCAGGGAGCGACCGAACUUCCCAGCAAAACUGAAACAUGAAAGACGGAGGCCAGAGAGGUUAAACAGAGUUUGUGUCACCUUUCUCUCGAAGUUCUAAUUACUAGUAAUUAGAAAAAUCAAACAAGUUAGGACUAGCAUUAAUACUAAGUGGGAGUGAUUUUGUACAUAAUUUUAUUUUCUUAUGAAAUAUAUGCCCUUGAUGCAUAUAUUCUAACCAUAUUCAGUUUUAUUUUUAAAUUCUAUGCACUAAAUGUUAAUGUCUUAGACUUUAUUUCAGAAUAAAUAAAAAGAUCAAAAUUUGGAGAUUGAAAUUUAAAGGAUUUUAGGCUGUUCUUCAAAUACAGUUUUCAGUAAAAACGUG